AUGGCGGACGCGUCCAUCUUCAGCUCGCUCUUCUUCUUCGCGACGAACGACGGGCACUGCCAGGACAUGGAGCUGGUCCGCUCCCACAUCUCGCCCGUGCUGCUGCCGCUCCCCACGCCCGUCCGCAUGUCCCUCAGCUCGGAGUGGCUGGUUACGUCCUGCCGCCUGGAGUGGCCGGCGCUGCCCCGCAUGGAGCUGGUCCCCUUCCUCCGCCAGUUCGUCAAACUGCACGUCAAGCUUACCAUCCAGUUGAACUCGAUGCCGAUGGUGUCGCCGACGAUCUUCUGCAUGACCCACGCCCCGUUCUUGGAGCCGCCCUUGGCUGUGUUCCACGCGACGGAGCUGCUCAUGAGGCCCUUGGCCACGGAGCUUGACCGCUUCCACACCACGUUCUGCAACCUGGAUAUUUGCUCGCCGCUGCCGACGGUGGCGCCCGUCUUCGUAGGGAUGCCCUUCCUGCUCUUCGUCUCCUUGUUCGUGAAUGGCGGCGAGCGGCUCGCCGCGCUCAGCCCUCCGCUGCCGCCGACGGUGGCGUCCAUCUUCACGACGAACCUCUGCCUGAACAUGCUCCUGAUGCGCCUCGUGUUGAGGCUGCCGCCGACGGCGGCGAACACCAGCAUGAAGAACUACUGCCUGAACCCGUUCAUGAUGAGGCCGACGGUGGCGAUAAUUUGCAAGAUGUGCCUCUGCCUGAGCCCGCUCGUGGUGUGCAUCGUGCUGCCGCUGACGCUGACGGUGGCGAUCAUCUGCUUCAAGAACUCCUGCGUGAGCUCGUUCGUGAUGAGCUUCCUGCUGCCGCUGCCGCCGCCGGUGGCAACCAAUUUCUUCAAGAACGUCUGCCUAAACCCGUUCGUGAUGAGCUUCGUGCCGACGCCGCCGCUGCUGGUGGCGACCAUCUGCGUCAAGAGCUUCAGCCUGAACCUCAUCGUGAUGACCACCGUGCUGCCGCCGUCCCCGACGGGCCUCCGCAUGAACCUGAUCGUGCUGACCAUCGCGCUGCCGCUGCCCCCGACGGUGGCGACCAUCUGCAUGAAAAACGUCGACCUGAACCCGUUCGUGUGGAGCCGCUGGCAGCCGCCGCCGCCGACGGUGGCGACCACGGCUGGGCUGCCCCUGGUGCCCCGUGUCUGCGUCGAGCCGAUAUUCUCCGCCUCCGCCGCUGCAGCACGGCCCUUGCUGGGCUGGCAGAGUCCCUGGUGGAUCCCGACGCCGCCCUUCAUGAUGCUGCACGUUCUGAGGCCUGCGGAGCCUCCCGCGGCCGCGGCGGGCGAGCGGGCGGGCCGCCCGCAGGGGCCCCAGGCCGGGGAGGCGGCCGCGCGGAGGGCAGAGGAGGCCGCGCGCCGGGUGCGCCUGGCCGAGGCGAGGGAGCUGCGCCUGGCGGAGGAGCGGCGAGCCGCGGCGCGGCGCAGGGCCGAGGCGGCGGAGCAGCGGCGGCGCCUCGAGGAGGAGAAGCGCAGGAGGCAGAGCCGCCGGAGGGAGGAGGCCGAGCGGCGAGAGCGGCAGAAGCUUCGGGAGCGGGCGGCGAGCCUCCGCGACAGGCAGGAGUGGAAGGCGGCCAAGCGCCGGGCGAGGGGCGCCAGGAGGGACGCGAAGGACGCGAGGCGGCUCAAGGCGCUCUCGCGCGAGGUGCAGCGUGCGGACCAGCGCGCGGCCGACCUGCGGCAGAGCGAGGAAGAGGCAAUGCAGCGAGUGAAGCAGGAGGAGCAGCGCCUCGCGGCCAGCGGCGCGGCAGCCGCAGCACCGGCAGCUCAGAGGCAGAGGGCGGAGGUAGUGGAGAGGAGAGCCGCUGAGAGGCAUGCUCGGCUCGAGGCCGUUGCGAGGGAUCGGCAGAAGCUCAUGGACAAGUGCGCCAAGAUCCGCGAGCGGUCGAGGUACAAGAAGGAGAAGGCAAAGUACAAGGACCAGAAGUUGAGCGCCAAGACGUCCAGGAGGCUGAGCGCAGUGGAGCGGGCGCAGCGCAGGCUGGAGGAAAAGUGCGCCGCGGCGCGCGAGUGGGAGGAGGAGGCGAGGCAAAGGCGCCAGACUUCGGAGGAGCAGCUCGCAGCCCGGACGAGGGAACACGAGCAGGCCCAGGAAGAGAGGCUGUUGAUUGCCUCUGCCAAGCGGCUGGAGAAGCUGAGGCGGCGCGAGGAGGAGGUGGAGCGCAAGAAGCAGGAGGCCGACGAGAAGGCCGCGGCCCGCCAGCGCCAGAAGGAGGAGACCGAGCAGCGGCGGAGGGAGCUCGCGGAGAGCGCACGCGCCGAGAAACAGCGCAGGCGAGAGGAAGCCGACGCCGAGAAACGCGAGCUGGCCCGGCGGAAGCGCGCAGAAAAGAAGCGCAGGCAGCAGGCGGCCGCGGACGUCGGUCGGGAGGAGUCGGCGCCCGCCAGGCCCGACGGAGGUGCUCCUGGCACGCCCGCGCCUCUCCUCAGCGAGACCGCUGUUGCUGCGCUGCUGGGCGCCGCAGGCACUGCAGGCUGGGCCUCGCUCCUGGCGCUGGCGCUGCGCCACUGCCAGCGCCGCCGCCAGCGCUCUGGCGACACCCCAGGCAACGUCGCCGGCGCGCACAGGCGCGUGCUGGCCUUAGCGCAGCGGGCCAGGCCCACCCAGCGCUGCGGCUGGCCACAGAGCACCGGGCCCCCACUGCGGAGGGCGCUGGGCGUCGGCGAGCUCCCAGCCAGCGGGCUUGGCGCUGCACCCGGGCGGCUGGCGGGAGCGUCGCUGGGCGCCCCUCGGCCCUCCACGCCGCCCGAGCGGCUGCACGCGCCAAGCCACGAGGGCGCGCCCAGUGGCGGCUGCUCGGGCGGUACGCUGCCGCGGCUUGGCGGCCCAGCGGCCGGGCCGCUCGCGAGCGCUGUGCUGGCCGAGGCCGCCUCGGGGACGCCGCUGCGGAGUUCCCCGCGGUGGCACUCGCGCCAGGCGAGGCUGAGUGCGCCGCCGAGGGGGCUUACGAUUGAUGGCUGGGACGCCUUCUUCGACGAGGCCAGGCCUCCCCAUGUCACCAACGGGUGCGAGGCGGUUGUGAGGCGAACUUCGUCGGGCGUGCUACCCAGUGAGAGGUCGUGCUUCUUCAUCGGCGACGACGAUUCGGCUGAGAGCGCGGGCCUCGGCAGCCCCACCGCCGAUCCGCCCUGUCCGAGUAGUUGCUCGGCCAGGUGCGCGCCAGAGACUCCGAGGGACUCCUCCAGCGAGGAAGUUACCGUUGGCCGGCUACUCAGCAGUCCACCGUCAUCGCGGCAGCGUGAUUUGGCCACCUCUUCGCUCCGCGCGCCACCACAGGAAGCGCCAGAUGCAGCAGGUUUUGCCAGCAGAACUCCCACGCCAACAGGCACAAUCACCGCGCACGGUCGCCGCCGGUGGCGGUCGCACAGGACUGGAGUUGCCGCCGGGAUUGAGCCAAAUGCACACUCAGUGAACCGCCCAGAGGCAGCCAGCUGGAGGGCUAUGGUUGUGGUGUCCAGCGCCGUGGCGCCGGCCCGGCGCAGGCGUCCGCGAGCCCCAGAGGUGCUUGCUUCUCCGCCUGCGUCGCCACCAGCGCUCGUGGUCCAACAUGGCCCUGGUAUCCCGCGCACCCCGCUGGGUCUGCCUGCGCUGGCGGCCGCUCCGUUGGCGCUGCCAGCAGAAUCUCCCCCAGGGCCACCUGAGCUGGCGGCCGUGCAGCUUGCUCCGCUGGCACCGCCGGUGAAAGCAUGCCCUGGUCGAAGCUCCGCAUCUGUGUUGCCAGGCAUCGCUCUGCGAAGCCCCAGGAGCCCGCCGCUGCGACCCAGCAGCCCUCGACUGGACGCCUCGAGGCAGUGGCCACCUGGCUCCCCAGAGCGCGCGGCCUCGCCGCCGCGCGGGGCGCCGGCUGGGCCGUCCGAACCCUCGACGAGCCACCUCCGGCAGCCCAGGUUGCCUUCCCCUGCACUGCUCGCGGCCAGCCCCGGGCGGGCGGGGCCCAGCGCCCCUGGGCCCGAGGAGCGGGCGGACGCGCUGCCAGAGCCCGGGCCGGAGCCCGGCCCGGGCCUCGCAUUCGAGCGGGGGCGGCGCCCAUCACCGGGCCACGCCCUCGAGCGAGGACGGCGCCCGUCGCCCCGGCGGCCCUCGCCCGCGCAGGAGCCCUGCCACGCCUCGUUCUACAUCGGGGGCGCCUCUACCGACGAGGAGCCGCCCUCCGCCGAGGCCCAGGGGCCCGCGAGCGAGGAGGCGGCGACUCUCCCAGGCCACGCAGGGCCCUCGGAGCUGGUGCUGCCCGCCUGCCCUGCCGCCCUGCCCUCGGCGAUGCAGAGUGAGGUGGAGCGGGCGAAGGCGGCGCUGUGCAUCGUGCGGCUGGCGUGCGUGGAGCUGCACGCCUCCACGAGGUUCAGGGCGGCCACCGCGAUGCUCCAGGGCGCCGCGAGCGCCGCGCUGGGGAGCCCGGCCGCCCCCAGCUUCGCGCUGGAGGGGCUGCUGCAGCUGGCCGACGCGCGGGGCGCGAGCGGCUUCAGCGUCGUCCACUACGUGUGCCUGGAGUGCCGCAUGGCCGACCCCGGCUUCCUGCGAGGGCUGCUCGCGGAGCUCCGCCACGUGCCGCUCGUCGCGAAGGCCGCCGGGACGCUGGCCGGCAUCCCAGAGCAGGCCUCGGAGCUGGAAGGGGUCGCCAGGGCCGCCCUGAGCGAGCUGGCCGUGGGCUGCGAGGAGUACGGGGCCAGCAGCGCCUCCGCGGCCUCGCGCAUCCGGCUCGUGGCGCUGGCCACGCGCGCCGGCGCGGCCGCCCGGUCGCUGCGGCGGGCGGAGGAGCGCACGCGGGCGGCCGCUGCCGCCUGCGGGCACUUCUUGGGGCAGGAGGGCUCCGAGGCAACCGCGGGGCGGGGGCUCGACGUGGGCGCCAUCGUCCUCGCCGGGGCUCUCCUCCAGCGGUUCGAGCAGGCGUGGCGCGAAGCCGUGCCGAUCUCCUCGAGCAAGCGGCCCGAGCAGGCGUGAGGUGAUCGAGCAGUUCGAGCGGCAUCUGCGGAGCCGGAUCCGACAACACCUGAGGCCGCAGGCUCGUUCUGCGGCCUGAGCUUUUUUGCGCCACGGUGGGCGCGUCUCAUCCUCCUCCUCGUCCUCGUCCUCCUCCUCGUGUUGCCAAGAGAGCAGGCCCAUUCGAUCCCCUUUUGCUCUGCCGACUCGAACUCGUCAGCUCUUGCCUCCUUGCAGGCUGUCGCAUUGCCCCUCGGCGGUGCUCGACCAUGGCGGCAGCGGCCGCGAUGAUGAGGACAUGACGUGGCCCCCCUUU
Messenger RNA from Prorocentrum cordatum, 5215 nucleotides. Lineage: Eukaryota; Dinophyceae; Prorocentrales; Prorocentraceae. The record is from the annotation of a GenBank genome assembly.